UCCUCCACCAUUUUCACUUGUGAUCAUGUUUACUUCAGCGGCUAUGUUCUUCAACAGUGCCGAGGAAGCGGUCGAGUUCCAAUGCCCUGUCCAAGAGACCGGGCUCACGGCUACAAUAGAGGAGCUCAUGUCCCUGCUGCAAGAAGGAAACUCAAACUCGAACUCGGGGAGUCCAAACUCCGGUUCCGAGGGCUCGAACGGCCGGGGGGUCUACUCGCUGGAUGAGAGAAAGCGGAGGCGCAUGACGUCGAACCGGGAGUCGGCCAGGCGGUCCAGGUGGAGGAAGAAGAGGCAUUUGGAGGACUUUACGGAGGAGGCGAACCGUUUGAAAAUGGAGAACCGGGAGCUGAAGAACAGGUUGGGCUUGGUUGCUCAGAAGUGUUACGUAACAUGGAGAGAAAAUGAGAGGUUGGAAUCCGAAUCCCUAGCUCUGUGGGCUAGACUUUCGGAUCUGAACCAGGUUUUAGUUGCCAUGCAGACGAUGCGGUCACAAUAUUAAACAAUAUAUAUGAUCUAAAAGUCUAAAAUGGCAACUAAAACUAACGAAACGAGGAUCAAUUAGAGCAGCCUCUCGUGCAUUAAUUUCAGUAGCUAUACCAAAAUUACAGACUUGGUUAAUUAGUGGGGUACAUUUGGCUGCUCUAGCUAGUUAAUCAUAUGGCAUAUAAUCUAGGGUUUAAAGUUCA
This is a messenger RNA of Rosa rugosa (rugosa rose), 686 nucleotides long. Its product is annotated as basic leucine zipper 4. NCBI's taxonomy places the organism in Eukaryota, Viridiplantae, Streptophyta, Magnoliopsida, Rosales, Rosaceae. The record is from RefSeq and is a predicted model, not a curated record. Gene Ontology annotation, molecular function: transcription cis-regulatory region binding; DNA-binding transcription factor activity. Gene Ontology annotation, cellular component: nucleus. The coding region runs from base 26 to 499 and encodes 157 amino acids. Gene Ontology annotation, biological process: positive regulation of DNA-templated transcription. The transcript has a single exon.